UUAAAAGAAAUAAAAUCGCUAAAGUUUGAGAUUAAUUUAAAGGAUUCUGAAAUUGUCUCUCUUGAGGCUAGAAUAAAUGAAUUAGAGGCUAAGUUAGAACAAACAGCACAAAAAGCUUUAUUAAAGGAUAAUGAUACUACCCAGUUACUUAACAAUUCCUCUUUUGAGAUUAGAUUGAAAGAAUUGAAAAACGAACUAGAGAAAGUUACACAUAAUUUAUCAUUUAAGGAUAAAUUAAUUUUCUGCCUCAGGUCCAGGGUAAGUAAUCUGGAAAAUAAAUUAGAACAGAUUCUUCUAAAAUCAUAUCAAUCAACUAAUGAUUCAAAAACAGGUAGCGAUGCUAUAGAAGAGGUAUCCAGUUUCUCUAAGACCCCCUCUUUGUCUUCACACUACUUAGAGCUUGAGCCUGAUGAAAUUCCUAUUAUUAUUCGAGAAAAUGUUUCCUAUUUAGUGAUAUUUAAUGGCAGUAGUAGUGCUCACGAUAUCUCCAAAAUUGUUGAACGAUAUACUGAUGAUAUAAAACAAGGAAGUAUUAGAACAUAUCUUGAAAAUCACAGACCAAAAAUAGAGCAUAUCAGCUAUCGAAGACCUAAAGUUUAUAAAAGUCAGAUAGCUAUAUACUUCAAAUGCUGGAGAUUAGUAAAAAUUACUGAAGUAAAGCCAAAAAAGGAACAUUGGGAAGGAUGGCGCCGAUAUGGAUAUAAGAUUAAAUCCAAGGACUUGAUGCAAUAUCAUUGGAAUAAUGAAUACUUUAAUACCAAAAUCCAAAAUAAGUCAAGUUUAUUGUCUUCUCCUCUAUUGCCACCAAAACCUGUUAUAUUAAUAGGUGGUCUUUCAAGAUACAUAUAUAAACAUAAUGCAAGUGCACCCAAAAUUAAAAAUCUCUGGAAUAAUCAAUCAAAUAUGUCUAACAUUUCUAGUAGAACUAGUUUAAACAACUUUGCUGAUGUAUAUUUCAAUUCUGUGUAA
Dentiscutata heterogama is the source of this 969-nucleotide messenger RNA. The record is from the annotation of a GenBank genome assembly. NCBI's taxonomy places the organism in Eukaryota, Fungi, Glomeromycota, Glomeromycetes, Diversisporales, Gigasporaceae.